GUUAUUAUUUAGUUAUGUUGUUGCUUGGUUACAUUUGAUGCCUCCGCACGUGGGAAGCUACCGGUUUGAAAGACGCGGCUUCACUUGCUUUUCUGCACCAAGAUGGCAAGAAUCAGACGAUUUGAGAAAGCUGUUUGCUGGAGCGACGACAGAUACUGGGCAACUUGGGACAAGUGGGGAGAGGUGAUUGACUGGGGAGAUGAGAAAGAGCUGUGCUCCCCAGCAGAAUCACCUUCUGACCAGGCUGACAGUUCCACUGAGUCACAUUCCCGAAGGCGAAUUGCCAAGGCAGUUAGCUGGACGGAUGAUGCUUAUUGGGCAGCCUGGGACAAGUGGGAAGAGAUCAUCUGCUGGGGUGAUGAAGAGGAGUGCUCCCAAGUAACUCCACCCACUAGCCAGCUUGGGAGGGAUAAGGGGAUAGAUGUACAUGGGUUGGAGGCUUUUGUGAUAAAUAACAGGACAAUCUCCAUAAAGCCUGUAGACAACCAUCAAGACAGUCUGAAGAUAGGAGCUGUGCUGGUAGACCUCUGCCAGUUUGAUCUCGAAUAUUUAGAUCAAAGUAAAUUUAAUUUUGAAAUUUUGCAAGUACAAAUUGGAGAAGUAGAAGUGGAGGAGACUAGAGAAAAGGCGUUUGAAAAAGCAUUUGAAUUGGAAAUUGAGGAUGUGGCAGUAGAAGUUAUAAACAGUGAAUUCCAGCCGAAUGCUAUAAAUUUGGAUAUUGUUGAAACUAAGGUGGACAAAUUAUUAUUGGAAGAACUGAUCGUUGGCGAUUUAGAAGCUGGCAAUGUGAAGGUGUCAGUAUCAAAUGGCAAUGUGGUGAAGGUACCCUUAAGGUACCCUUCACCACAGAGGAACAGAAGGACCAGGCAACCUUAGACCAUACUCUCUGGUGGUUGACUCGUGGCAACUGGACUUGUCUCUGAAAGUUAGAAACGUUUCGCUGCUCAUCCAAGCAGCUUCUUCAGACUGAGGGAGGUAGUAAGUGUCCACAUAUUUAUCCUCCUGGGUAAGUAGUAUAAGGGGGCUCGUUGAGUGAAACAAAGUGGGGGGGGGAGUUGCGGGUAGAUGUAACCAGUCCCUCCUACUCCAAUAGAGUGGGUCGUUAAGGGUGGUCCACCUGGUGGAGGUGUGAAUUGGGUCUGUUUUUUUCCUGGGAAUUAUUUUUGUUUUGGCAAAUGAUGAGAGGGCCGCAGGUUAAAUUGGAGACAGGUUGUGCCUAAUGCCUCUACCUCUGUUGAGUGAGGGGUUGUGCAUUUGCACAUGCAAAGCUGCUUGGACGAGCGGUGAAACGUUUCUACCUUUCAGAGAGGUACAAUGUCUUUGGAUGUCUUUUGUCUUGUGCAGUCUGGGAGUUGACUGAAUGCUGGGGCGGGGGUAGCUUUUCCUUUGUAGUGGGGUCCGGUGGGGCGCCUUGGGCUCUGUGGGGCCCGGUGGUGCUGCUGCUUUGGGCCCCGGUCUGGAUGGGCCUGGGCCCCCCUCCCUGGAUGGAUUUCAGGGAACGGGGAGUGCCUAUGGGGGUCAGCGGGGGAGCUGGCUCCGGGGGGGGAGGUAUUUUGCCCCCCCCCAUUCCUUUCCUCCCCAUCCCUAAAUGCUUCCCUCCUCCCGCUCCAUCACACCACCACACAUGUAGGGCUUUGAGGUGUAGGUGCGUUGCUGGGAUGCAGGGUAGGUAUUCCUCCUCUGUCCCCUCGCGACCACCUGUACCUCAUUCAUACACUACAACGUAGACACUCUCAUUACUUACUCUCUCAUGACACAUACAUUUAGGGCGUUGGGGAUGGGCACACAGAAUGGCAUCCAGAGGGCGGUCUGUUCAUUCAGCCUUACCUCUGGUGCCAGGGCCCACAUCUCAAUUUUAAUCACACACAGACAUUGAGGGCUCUGGGGAGAGACGGAGCUAACACCAGCUGUUGGUCGGCAGGGGGUGGUUAGUGCCAUGCCCUUCACCUGUUUUAAAAGCACUUUAGAACAACACACACCAACACCACAUCUGAGCGGGCAAAGGGGGGCAUGGGGUCUUUUCACACCCCCGUUCCCUGUUCGCCAUUUGGGGCUGGGGGCUGAGAGGAAGAGCUGGCCGUCUGGUCGGGGUCUGGGCUGGUGGGCUUCUCGGCUACUGCGAGUCCGGGGUGAUCUUCUGGUCUCCUCGCCAGAGGAAAAAUAGGGGUCCACAUAGAGUAUAUAUGGGGAGUGAGAGUAUGUGUACAGCGUUCAUUUCUGUGUGUGUAAAUGUUGGGUGAAUGUGUAAAUAUUUGUUUAUGUCUGCAUGAGGGUGGGAACGUAUGCUUGUAUAUGUGUGUGCCUGUUUGUCUAUACACACGUGUCAGGUUGGGUCCUAGACUCCACCUGAAAUAACAUCUCGGGCACAAUAAAGUGGUCCUCCGCAGAGGGGGGGUGGUGGAGGGAAAAAAAAAAAAAAGCUUGUGACCCACCGACCGAUUUCUUAUUUGAUUACUGUUGUUCCUUGUCUUGUUUUUGACCCCUCGUGGUCUGCUUUUGUUUUUAUUAGUGUCUCUAGUGUUUUUCCCCUUUCCUCCUUUGAAUCCCUGAGUGAGUCGUCCACUCUCUGUUUCUGCUUGCUCCAUGACACGCUGUCGCUCUCAAUCCGCCCUGGACCUGUGACAGUAUUUCUGUUUUUGCUUUUGUUUGGACGUACUGAGUUUAAGAUAUCUAGCUUAGAAGGAAUAGUUUAGCCUGUCAUGUGUAAAAUUGUUGUUAAAUGCGCUGAUAUCAGUGUUAUGUCACAGUACCAGAAACUGAAAAUGGUACAUUUUGUUUUCUUUUUGUUUUCUUGCAAUUACUACAUACAAAUGUUUAAUGUUUUGCUGACAUCUAAUUAGAAAAUAAAUGCAUUUAUGCUUUAAAUGAU
Brienomyrus brachyistius is the source of this 2869-nucleotide messenger RNA. RefSeq lists its product as uncharacterized. The record is from RefSeq and is a predicted model, not a curated record. The coding region runs from base 103 to 876 and encodes 257 amino acids. The transcript is spliced from 2 exons. Lineage: Eukaryota; Metazoa; Chordata; Actinopteri; Osteoglossiformes; Mormyridae.